AAGCUCUUUAUGCGACGAGCACAAACAUAAAUUUGUAAUAAUUCAUGAAGUUGCACUGAGCACCUGAUAUGAAUACUAAUUAGGAUUUAGCAGUGUGGUGGGUGACAAAAGACGCGUAAACAAAAGUAUUAUAAACAAAACAAGCAAAUACUAAACGGUGGCUUCAAUUAAAAUUAAGCAAUUAUUUAUUUCUUUUAAUUUGUAAUAAUUUUUAUUGGUCAAUAUUUGGACACUUAAUGGUUAAAGAUAGUUUGUUUCCACACGAAUAACAAAAAUUAUAUUAGUCUUCAGAAAUAAUUUCAACCGCAAACAUUAUAAAAUUAGUUGGUACAAUGAAGGUUCAAAUUUUUUUAUUUGUGUUGCUUUUAGCAUCAUUUUUUCAACAAGAUCAGGCGAUAUUGAACGACAUUCAUGAUGCGAUUGGCUGGUCUAAUGUAGAUUUAAUAAAUUUUCAAUAUUUUAAGAACUUGCCAUCGCAAGAUCCAAAAAGAGCAGCUCAAGCAAAUCUCUUUCUGGAACAUUUUCAAAAGAAGAAGGCAGUUUUAGAUUAUUUCGAAAAUUUAUUUUUGGGCAAUUCGCCUUUUACUCAAGAGAGUGAAAUUCCAUUUGAUCCCCAUUUUGGUCGAGCUUGGCGUCCUUAUUACGUACGUAAGUUUGGUUGGAAAGGUGAACGGCUUAUCGAUGCUUUGGGAAAGGGGUACUCCGUUAAGCAACUGAAGCAUUUUGGAGCUAUACCUAAGGAUUAUGGUUCCAGAUAUUAUCCUAGCUAAAAACCUUGAAAAUAUUUCAUAUAAUUUGUAUUUAUUCUAUUUAUUAUUAUUUAAAGUAAAUUGUAUUUAUUAAACGAAAUAAUGCUGUUCAUUAAGUGCUGUAAAAAAAACAACCAAAAAGGGUUGCUUACAUAAUUUAAUCUUUAUUUAUUAAAUCGAAUUUGUUUCUUUAAAAAACUUUCUUAAUAUCUGUUAAUAUUUUGGCCACAGUGGAUUUGUUAUAUUACAUACAUAUUUAUACCAAAUCAAUACUUUCAUAGAAAAAAACGACUAUCUUCAGUAAACGUUUAAAAACAAAUUACCUAUGUACAAGACAACUUGAAAUGUAUUAUUUUGGCCUAAGGAAGUGUGGAUUUACUUGUCCUAUGAAUACAUGUACCGCUACAAAAAAAAAGCUUGGUAAAAAUCUUGGUGACCUUAAAAAUAUCAAUAAAUUGGUUUCGGAAACAAACAUAAAUCCCUAAUUUGUAUGGCCUUCGGCUGGUCCUUUUUCCUCUAAGGUACAUCAAUAUAUAGAGAGCGCACUUCACUAAAAAUAACUUUUUGUUUUAGUUUUAUAUGAAAUUAGCAGAACUUUGAGGAUAAUAAAUAAGGAAACUACACAAAAAUUAAACUCAUUUGGA
This is a messenger RNA of Lucilia cuprina (Australian sheep blowfly), 1393 nucleotides long. RefSeq lists its product as uncharacterized. Bases 333 to 770 code for a protein of 145 amino acids. The record is from RefSeq and is a predicted model, not a curated record. The transcript is spliced from 2 exons. Lineage: Eukaryota; Metazoa; Arthropoda; Insecta; Diptera; Calliphoridae.